AUGGUAGGCCGUCUUGCAGGAAAAGUGGCCAUUGUCACCGGCGCAGGGUCCGGGUUCGGUGAAGCCAUCGCACACGCCUUUGUCGAUGAAGGCGCGCACGUCCUGGUCGCUGAUAUCGCGGUUGACAACGGCAACCGUGUCGUCAAGGAGAUUGAAGCCAAGUCGGGUGCCGGACGAGGCAGCGCGGUUUUUGUCGACUUCAACUGCACGAGCCGCAAGGCCUGGGAAGACGCUCUCGAGCUGGCCCGGCAGAAAUGGGGCAAGCUGGACAUUGUGGUGAACAAUGCGGGAACGACGUACCGGAAAAAGCCCAGCAUCGAGGUCACGGAGGAUGAGUUUGACAAGAUCAUUGCGGUCAACGUGAAGAGCAUAUACCAGAGCGUCGCCGUGACGGUUCCGUACUUUGUCGAGCGAAAGUCGGGCGUGUUUCUGAAUACAUCGUCCGUCGCCGGGACGAGAGUGAGGCCCGGCCAGGUGUUUUACGGCGGCACAAAGGGCUUCUUGAACACGGUAACUACGCUCUUGAUCCCGCCUAUUGCUUACUUGCUCACUGGAUGUCCAAAAACACAGGUGACUCAGGGUCUGGCCGCCGAAUACGGUCCCCAGGGACUUCGAUUCAACUCCAUCUGCCCUCUUCGCGGCAAGACCGGGCUGCUGGAGAUGUUUUCUGGCGUUCCAGACACGCCCGAAGAGCGCGAGCGGUUUGCGCAGUCGGUGCCGUUGAGGCGGAUGUCAGAGCCGGCAGAUAUCGCCAACGCCGCCGUCUAUCUAGCGAGCGACGAGGCCUCGUUUAUCACCGGUGUGAAUUUGCCGGUGGACGGAGGACGGUUGGCGGUCUGA
This is a messenger RNA of Uncinocarpus reesii 1704, 840 nucleotides long. RefSeq lists its product as uncharacterized. The transcript has a single exon. NCBI's taxonomy places the organism in Eukaryota, Fungi, Ascomycota, Eurotiomycetes, Onygenales, Onygenaceae. Bases 1 to 840 code for a protein of 279 amino acids. The record is from RefSeq and is a predicted model, not a curated record.